Molecule: messenger RNA, 1669 nt
Organism: Monomorium pharaonis (pharaoh ant)
Lineage: Eukaryota; Metazoa; Arthropoda; Insecta; Hymenoptera; Formicidae
Product: annexin B9
Exons: 7
Coding region: 227-1231 (334 amino acids)
Cellular component (GO): cytoplasm
Molecular function (GO): calcium-dependent phospholipid binding; calcium ion binding
Source: RefSeq, a predicted model, not a curated record
AAGUCACUUUGCCGGUCUGCAAUCGAUAUGAUUCUGCGGUAUUCUGGCGAAGCGAACGUAUCCUCUUCUUAGUUAUUUAAAUCGUAAAAAGUGAUACAACAAAUUCUCAAUAAUAGUCUAGCAACAGGCGAAUGGAUGCAGGGUGUUACUCGAUGAGAUCAUCGUCGCAAACGUGAAGCGUAUCUGAAAUGAGUCAAGGACAUAAACACUCGUGUUGUCGGACCGCAUGUUUGCACGCAUUAAUUAUAAGACUAGCGAGAUGGCAGCGAGUCAGUAUUAUCAUGUACAGUGCACACCCACCGUGUAUCCAGCCGAUCCUUUCGAUCCCGAGGCAGAUGCCAGUCUCUUACGAUCCGCGAUGAAGGGUUUUGGGACCGACGAGCAGGCCAUCAUCGAUGUCUUGGCUCAUCGGGGCAUCGUGCAACGAUUGGAAAUCGCUGACAAAUUCAAAACGAUGUACGGCAAAGAUCUCAUCAAAGAACUUAAGUCAGAGUUGUCUGGUAACUUCGAGAAGGUCAUUCUAGCCUUGAUGACACCUCUUCCCGAAUAUUAUGCCAAGGAAUUGCACGACGCUAUUUCCGGCGUGGGCACCGACGAGGGUGCGCUCAUCGAAGUUCUCGCAUCCCUGAGCAACUACGGUAUCAAGACAAUAUCGGCUGUUUACAAGGAUCUGUAUGGCACAGAAUUGGAAAAUGAUCUUAAAAGCGAUACUUCUGGUUAUUUCAAGAGGCUUUUGGUGUCAUUAUCUUGCGCCAGUAGAAACGAAAGUGCUGAUGUCGACGAGGAGGCUGCACGUCAGGAUGCCGAGAGACUUCAUGCUGCGGGUGAGGGACAGUGGGGUACUGACGAGAGUACUUUCAACGCAAUCCUUGUUACUAAGAGUUAUCCACAAUUGCGAAGGAUCUUUAAGGAGUACGAGAGUAUCGCUGGACACACAUUGAAGGAUGCUAUCAAGCGAGAAUUCUCUGGUUCUGUUGAAGAUGGCUACUUAGCUGUUGUGAAAUGUGCCUCCGACAAGACUGCUUAUUUCGCGGAAAGACUAUACAAAGCUAUGCGCGGGAUGGGAACGGAUGACUCGACAUUGGUACGCAUCAUUGUGGCGCGAUCAGAAAUUGAUCUGGGUGACAUUAAGGAUACCUAUGAGAGACUUUACGGGAAAUCUCUUGCGGCAGCUAUUGACGACGACUGUUCAGGCGACUACAAGAGACUCUUGCUUGCCAUUCUUGGAUGAAAAUAUUUCAAUUGUGCAACAGCUCCCUUUUAUUGAAAAUUAUACUUCAAUGUCGCGGAGAUUAUAUAUAGUGUUAUAUAUUUUGCAAAGAUCUUAAAUUUAAUUCUUUACGUUUUGUUGGUUAUUAAUGGUGAAUAUGAUUUUACUCGUAUUAUUUAUAUUUUGCGCUUGAUUGGAGUGAUGCUAUGUGUGUAAAACGAGUUAGAAAAUAAUAUAAAACGUGUAUAAAACGUAUCGUACACAAAUCACUGCAAUCGAAUAAAAAUCGGUCUACUGAUUGGCAUAUUGUAGUAUAAAUUGAUUAUUAAUAUAUACAAAUUUUUGGUCCCUUAUUGUACUAAUUCCAUUAAUUUGGUCUAUUCAUCACUGACUGCAUGCAUGCCUGUAUUUAUAACAGUUGAAUGUAUAUAAAUACAUAAAUGUCACAAUUUGCCUUGA